AUGCGCUGCUCAGUCAAUGAUGGUUCAACCUCAACCUUCUGGUUUGAUACUUGGACACUCUUGGGGCCUCUGAUUUCAGUUCUUGGUGAAAGCGGUCCCCACAUGCUCAGAAUCAGGAAAUCAGCUCUGGUUUGCGAGGCUUCCAGCAAUGGCUCAUGGCGUUUACCACCAGCAAGGUCACCGGAGGCUGAAACUGUUCAGAUUGUUUUGACCACAGUCCAUGUUCCUUCAACAUCUCGAGGUGAGGAUCAAUUUCUUUGGCGCAAAGCUGAUGGUAGUUUUGGACCUAAAUUCUCUUCCAGGGAGAAUAUACCACAUACUGCUUUUGUCUCCUGGCUUGUUCUGUUGCGGAGACUGCCGACUCGGGAUCGACUGAGAAGAUGGGGAUUAAAUGUUCCUGCUGACUGUGUCUUAUGCUCCUCCGGUAUAGGGACACAUCACCAUCUUUUCUUUGAAUGCGACUUUUCUUACAACAUCUGGAAGCAUUUCUCACAGCAAAUCCUUGCAGCUACACCUUUGGAUCUUCACUAUGUGGCUGCUCUUAUCACUCAUUGUCGGCUUUCCUCACUCUCAGCACCAGUGAUCAAGUUUAUGUUCCAGACAGCCAUCUAUCUGAUCUGGCGGGAAAGAAAUGCCAGGAUUUUCACCUCCACGUCUACUUCAGCUGCUGGGCUUCGUCAUGCUCUAGACCGUCUGCUCCGAGACCGCCUCAUCUUCUUUCCAUCACCGGACUACUCGCCUUCGCUUCUCAUGUACUAUUUUUCUUGUACCCAACCCCCUUGA
This is a messenger RNA of Brassica napus (rape), 783 nucleotides long. RefSeq lists its product as uncharacterized. Lineage: Eukaryota; Viridiplantae; Streptophyta; Magnoliopsida; Brassicales; Brassicaceae. Bases 1 to 783 code for a protein of 260 amino acids. The record is from RefSeq and is a predicted model, not a curated record. The transcript is spliced from 2 exons.